Molecule: messenger RNA, 329 nt
Organism: Staurois parvus
Lineage: Eukaryota; Metazoa; Chordata; Amphibia; Anura; Ranidae
Source: the annotation of a GenBank genome assembly
GAAAAUACUUUUAUUAAUUUUUUCUCUCAAGGAGCCUACAGAAAAUUGCACCUACGCUCAGCAGAUCACAGGUACAAUCUCAGGCUCCUGCAGACUCUCAGGAUAGCUGCUGCCCAUAUAUCAUACAGUCAGGAACAGGGGCGGACUGACCAUUUGGAAACGCAGGCACUGCCCGAGGGCCCGGGGUCAGUAGGGGGCCCCAUGAGAUGCCCCUGGUACCUUUUUCAUAGGCUUUUUUGAGUUUGGGCAAGGACACAGGGGCCCCAUGAUCCCCUAUUGCCCGGGGGCCCCAUGAGUUGUCAGUCCGCCCCUGUCCAAGAGAUAAAAAU